AUGCAUUUAAUUCCAAAAUUGACUAAAUUAAACAAAUCUCAAGAAGACAUCUCUGCUAUUUAAGAUUAUCUAAGUCAAUUACCUUAAUUUCAAGCUCCCUAUGAGGUCUUGAAAGAUUUGUGCAAAACAAUAGGAUAUGUCUAUUUUGAAACUGGUCAGGUAAUCUAACAAAAUAAUAAAUUUGCAUUCUAUGUAAUUAAAGGAUUGCUCCAAUUAGAAGACAAUAUAUAAAUUCUACCUGAAAUGUGGUAUGAUGGAGAUUUAGGUUUUGAAGUUAAACAAGAUACUCAUUGUUUUGCCUUACCCAUAUAUUUAUACAAAAAAUUUAGCUCUAUUCAUGGUGUUUUGUAUAAACAAAGGAAAAAAUCAAUAAUAGCCAAUCUACCUAUUCUAGAAAAAAUUGCUCCUAAAAUAUAAGAAUAAUUGAUCAGACAUUUCCAGGAGGUCAAGUUUGCACAUACAGACUUGAUAUAAAAAAUGGAUGAACCUGGAAAUGCCUUAUUUAUUUUACAAUAUGGAGUUUUGAGUUUAAGUAAAAACUAUUAGAAAGCUCUUUCUCAUUAUGAAAAAUAAGUAUUGCCUAGAAAAUUCUGGUUUAAUGAAAUUGUUUUAUGUUAAUUAAAUGAUCAAGGUGUUUUGGGAGAGGAAUUUACUCAAUAAGAAAAAGCUCUUUACAAUGUUAAAGUAAUGUCUAAAUCUGUAUCUCUUUUAAUGAUAUCUAUGUAACAACUUAAAAACAUAUCUCCAUAAGUUUUUCAAUUUGUUUCUAAAAUGUUUAAGGAGAAAAGUAUUUUGAGAGAUGAGAUUUAUAAAUAAAAAUGCCAAGAAUUAGAGAAGAAUUGGUAAAAUACCAAUAAAGAUUAGAUGCUCAAUUAGGAUAUUAAAAAAACAAUUUCCUUUAAAGUUCUAUCUAAAUAAACUUCUACUUGUCAAGAUUAACAAAGUCAAACUAAUGAGGAUCAAUUUGGAGCUCUAUUCGGUAAUUUGUCUUAUCAAAAGAUGCCAACAUUCAUUUAAUAAUACUUCAAAUAAAAGCAUCUUAAAGUUAAGAAACGACAAGAUCAAUAUCCAUUAAACUAUUCGAAUUCAACCACUAUAAAUCAUAUAGAUUCAACUUUUGAUCCGUUCAUUUUACUUUAGAAAACAAAACAAAAAAUGCUGGUUCAAUAACAUUCUUUAAAAUAAUAACAUGGUUUCCGUUUGAUCAAAACAAGGCAAAUAGAUCGAAAAUCAGAAUAAACCAAAUCACAGUAAAUCAGACCCAAUACUUCUCAAAUAACUGUUUCGUAGCAAUCUUAAUUUGGAUAAACUUUACAACUAUAACAAUCACUAAAUCAGCAAAGUCAUGCUUCUAGUUCAGAAUUAAAUCUCUAGAAAACAACCUUAUAGAGUUUUCACCACCAAAAACCAAUUAUCAGAUAAUUUAAAAAAAUACAAAGGAGUUCCUCUGUUCAUAGGAUUGAUGAUAUACCCUUCUCUCUGAUACCUUAGCUUAAAAAUAAAACCCCUAGAGAUAAUAUGUUUUAUCUAAAUUAAUAAUAAAAUUAUUUAGGCCAAAGAAUCAAAGUCAAUCAAUUGUUGCAUAAUUCUAUAGAUUGA
Paramecium tetraurelia is the source of this 1599-nucleotide messenger RNA. RefSeq lists its product as uncharacterized. The transcript is spliced from 4 exons. The record is from RefSeq and is a predicted model, not a curated record. NCBI's taxonomy places the organism in Eukaryota, Ciliophora, Oligohymenophorea, Peniculida, Parameciidae.